Microdochium trichocladiopsis is the source of this 315-nucleotide messenger RNA. RefSeq names its product stress responsive A/B barrel domain-containing protein. Bases 1 to 315 code for a protein of 104 amino acids. NCBI's taxonomy places the organism in Eukaryota, Fungi, Ascomycota, Sordariomycetes, Xylariales, Microdochiaceae. The transcript is spliced from 2 exons. The record is from RefSeq and is a predicted model, not a curated record.
AUGACCGUCAACCGCAUCACUCUCUUCAAGAUCCCCGAGGAGGCAGCCCGGGCCAAGCUGGUCGAGAUCUACAAGACCCUGCAGCAGCGGGCGCUCAAGGACGGCAAGCCGUACAUCCUCGGCGCCAAAGUCGGCAGCGCGUUCCCGGACCAGCGGUCCCAGGGGUACACCUUUGCCGUGCAGACGACGUUCGCGUCUGCCGACGACAUGGCGUACUACGACAGCGCGUGCUCCGCGCACGCGGAUCUCAAGAGUUACGCCAAGACUGUGAGCCAGGGAAACAUGGUCGUGUACUUUGAGAACGCGCUCGAGUAG